Amphiprion ocellaris (clown anemonefish) is the source of this 3962-nucleotide messenger RNA. RefSeq names its product leucine rich repeat containing 8 VRAC subunit Da (gene lrrc8da). The transcript has 2 exons. Lineage: Eukaryota; Metazoa; Chordata; Actinopteri; Pomacentridae. Bases 423 to 2981 code for a protein of 852 amino acids. Gene Ontology annotation, molecular function: protein binding. The record is from RefSeq and is a predicted model, not a curated record.
CACAGUCCAUGAAGGCAGCAGCAGCUACAGUGCAGGCGGUGUCUCCGGGAAGUUGCUCUGAUGCCAUCCUCCAAUGAGCGGCGCCCGUAACACCCACAACAGCGGUCCGUCCCGGCGGCUCCAUAUUGGAUCGGUCUCCUGGUAGAAAUACGUUGUGCUGGAGGUCUACCUGCGCUCGGUGCUCCUCAACACGGCCGAGCUGCCUACAGCGCUCCCCGGGCUCAGGUAUGAAGGCUCCACGCCGAGCAGCCGCACCGAUUCCGACAAAUGUCCUCCGGAGCUUUUGUUCCAGCGACCGGCGUCUCUCCGGCCGCUUUUAACGGGGCGCAGAAAUUAGGUUAAAGACGCACCUGAAGAGCGCAGCGAAAAGUGGCAUGCGGGGCGAAGAAGGCAUAAUUGGAUUGAGAUAACGCCACACGGGGAUGAUGUUCACACUUACUGAAGUUGCUUCCUUGAACGACAUCCAGCCGACGUACCGCAUCCUAAAGCCAUGGUGGGACGUCUUCAUGGACUACCUGGGCCUGGUCAUGCUCAUGCUGGCCAUAUUUGCAAUGACCAUGCAGAUCACCAAGGACCAGGUGGCCUGUCUGCCGUGUCUGGAGGAUCCGGAGGAGGCCUCAGGAGCGAAGCCUCACUCGUUCCCCCCGCAGAGCGAACAGGAAGCAGCCUCAUCCGCUGCCACUGGAGCCCCUGCGGUCGCCACCGUCCCGCUGGUCACUAAAGAUCUACCGGACGACGUUGUCCGUGAGAUCCACGUAACGCACCAACACACUGCUGUGGCGCCCGAGAAAUACGCCAACCAGCCUCAACCGACAGGAGUCAGAACCAACCUGGACUAUCAACAGUAUAUCUUUAUUAACCAAAUAUGUUACCAUGUUGCCUUGCCCUGGUAUUCCAAGUACUUUCCAUACCUCACCCUCAUCCACACACUUAUUCUAAUGGUCAGUAGCAAUUUCUGGUUCAAAUACCCCAAAACCAGCUCAAAGAUCGAGCACUUUGUUUCUAUCCUGGGGAGGUGUUUUGAGUCUCCAUGGACGACGAAGGCUCUGUCUGAAACGGCUUGCGAGGACUCUGAGGAGAACAAACAGAGGCUAACCGGCACCUCCUCGGCACCAAAGCAGGUGUCUUUAGAGGGGAAGGAGGACGGCGCUAACGCCAGCCCGUCUGCGCCGAUGCUCGGGGUGAAAUUUUCUGCAGAUAAGCCCAUCGCAGAAGUACCAAGUAGUAUGACAAUCCUGGAUAAAAAAGACGGGGAGCAGGCCAAAGCUCUGUUUGAGAAAGUGAGAAAGUUCCGAGCUCAUGUGGAGGACAGUGAUUUUAUCUACAAGCUUUAUGUAGCACAGACCAUUGUCAAAUCAGUCAAGUUCAUUUUGAUAUUGUGUUACACUUCCACCUUUUUAGCUAAGAUAAAUUUUAAGCAUGAUUGUGAACCUGAAAUAAAACAGCUAACGGGAUACAAAAAGUUCUUCUGUACGCACAACAUGGCUUUUAUGCUGAACAAGCUGCUCAUCAGCUACAUGGCUUUGAUUUUGAUCUACGGGAUGACGUGCCUCUACUCUCUGUUCUGGGUGUUCAGACGACCGCUGAAAGAGUAUUCGUUCGAGAAGGUCAGAGAAGAGAGCAGCUUCAGUGACAUUCCUGAUGUCAAAAAUGACUUUGCAUUCCUUUUACACAUGGUUGACCAGUAUGACCAACUCUACUCCAAGCGCUUCAGUGUUUUCUUGUCCGAGGUCAGUGAAAACAAGCUGAGGGAGAUCAGCCUCAAUCACGAGUGGACCUUUGAGAAAUUGAGGCAGCUUGUGACCCGUAAUGUACAGGACCAGCAGGAGCUGCACCUCUUCAUGCUCUCUGGUCUCCCGAACGCAGUGUUUGACCUCACGGAUUUGGAAGUGCUGAAGCUGGAGCUGAUUCCUGAGGUGAGGUUCUCGGCGAAGGUCUCCCAGAUGACCAGCCUGCAGGAGCUGCAUCUCUGCCACUGUCCGGCCAAAGUGGAGCAGACGGGUUUUGCUUUCCUGCGCGACCAUCUCCGCUGCCUGCACGUCAAGUUCACCGACGUCGCCGAGAUUCCGGCUUGGGUGUAUUUGCUGAGGAGUCUGAGGGAGCUCAACCUAAUCGGCAACUUGAGCUCAGAAAACAACAAAAUGAUCGGUCUGGAGUCCAUGCGAGAUUUGAGGCAUUUAAAGACAUUAUGCUUAAAGAGCAACCUCACUAAAAUGCCCACAAACAUCACAGAGCUUUCACCACAUCUGAUUCGGUUAGUGGUGCACAAUGAUGGUACAAAACUGUUGGUACUGAACAGUCUGAAAAAAAUGACAAAUCUGAUUGAACUGGAGCUGCACACAUGUGAGCUGGAGAGAAUUCCCCACGCCAUUUUCAGCUUGACCAACUUACAGGAACUUGACCUGAAAUCUAACAACAUCCGAACCAUCGAGGAGAUCAUCAGUUUCCAGCACCUCAAGAGGCUGACCUGCCUCAAACUGUGGCACAACAAAAUCAUCACCAUCCCCUCCUCCAUCGGCCAGGUCAAGUCUCUGGAGUCUCUCCACCUCUCUCACAACAAACUAGAGUCUCUGCCUCCGGCCUUGUUCACUCUCCCUAAACUGCGACACUUGGAUGUGGGCCAUAACUCCAUCACAGUGCUUCCUCCAGACGUGGGCCUCCUCCACAACCUGCAGCACUUAGCCAUCAACUCCAACAAGCUGGAGGUCCUGCCCAAGCCUCUGUUCAGAUGCAACAAGCUGAAGGCGCUGUGUCUGGGCCACAACGCGCUCACCACGCUGCCAGAGUCUGUGGGUCAGCUGGUCCAGCUCACUCAGCUGGAGCUGAGGGGAAACUGUCUGGACAGACUGCCCGCCCAGUUAGGAAACUGUCGUCUGCUGCGCAAAAGCGGCCUCAUAGUGGAGGACCACCUCUUCGACACGCUGCCCGGGGAAGUUAAAGAGAGCAUCAGCCGAGACACCACCUUUACGAAUGGCUUAUAGCACAACAGCCACGACCCAGAGAGGCUGGCAGUAACCGACUCAAGACACUUUUUACGAUUAUCCGUAAAAAUGAAUGCAUUUUUCUUAAUUAUUUUAAUGGGGUGUCUUAGUUGCUUAUGUUUUGAUACAACUUAGAAAAGAUGCAGAUUGCUUUUGUUGUUGCUAAUUAUGUAUCUAAUUCAGCAUUUUUUCCAUAGUUUUUAGAAAUCUAGCUUCUUUAUAUAAUGCCCAAUAGACCAAAACUGUUUGCUCCAGCGGCACAGUAUGUAGAUUUGUCAAUAUUGUUUUAGGUACUCAGGUAUACUUGAAACCACGGGGAACAAUCUUUUUGCCUUAACUGCUGCUAUUUUAUUUUAUUUUUUUACAGUGAGGGCUUUCACAAACAAAAGGCCAAAAAUGAAUAAUUCAUGUCAUCACUUUUUCAUCCAGACACCAUCCGCACAACAAUUUCCAUGUGUUAUAGAAGCAAACACAAUGCAACAGUCCUUUUCUCUGUAGUUUGUAGCUUUUGUCCAACUCAUAAUCGAUGUAUAUUUUCCUCUUAAUCCUGUCGUGUAGCUAACAGAAUUAAUUCAGAGUUGUAAACCUCAGGUGGAGACUAAGCACCAUCAAUGAACCUUUACCUUACUGUUGUAGAGAUUGUAUACCAAGGCCUGUAGUAAUUCAUUUGAAUACUGAAAACCUGAUGAUGUAAAGAUUGGUGAAUGUUCUUUUGUGAUAAGUUGUUCUGAGCUGACAAAAGGGAAAUCUGCCGAUCAGCUUUUUGAAUCAUGUUUUAAAGUUUUGCGAUUGAAGCUGGCCACUAGUUGGACUGAUUGUCCUACAUGUCACAAUCAUGUAAUAACGUCUGCCUUCGUUCUUCUCAGUGUACUUCUGUGUAGGUCUGUAUGUAAGUGUUCUUCAGAGCUGCUGUACCACCGUGGUGAUUCUAUGCUCAAAGUUCACAACUUUAUGGUACAAUAAAACAAGAUUUUAGAUGAA